Molecule: messenger RNA, 975 nt
Organism: Quercus lobata
Lineage: Eukaryota; Viridiplantae; Streptophyta; Magnoliopsida; Fagales; Fagaceae
Exons: 2
Coding region: 1-975 (324 amino acids)
Molecular function (GO): nucleic acid binding; RNA-DNA hybrid ribonuclease activity
Source: RefSeq, a predicted model, not a curated record
AUGGUCCAUCUCAACUUCCCCACCACCGGCAAUGAAGUGGAAUAUGAAGCAUUAGUAGUAGGCCUCGACCUCGCCAAAGCAGCGGGAGCCGCAAGUGUGGUCAUUUACUACGACUUUCAGGUCGUUACUAACCAAGUGAAUGGAGACUAUGAGUGCAAGGGUGAAAGGAUGAAGAGGUAUCUAGAUCAAGUAAGGAGAAGAGUAGACGACCUAAAGGCCAAAAUCAUCCAAAUCCCCAGAGGAGAAAAUGAGCAAGCCAACCGUCUUGCCAAAGCCGCUUCAGCAGAACAUAUGAUCACCCUCAGUAAUGUACUCUCUUUUGUUCAACUUUCUGCACUAAUAGUUUCCGACGACGAACAGGAGAUAGGCUCUGAAAGGAUAAGAAACCACUAUUCCUCCCCCGCCCACCCUCAGGCUAACGGACAAGUCGAAGUCACGAACCGAUCUUUGCUCAAGGUUAUCAAGACUCGGCUCGAGGGGGUAAAGGGUAUAUGGCCUGAAGAGUUGCCAAGCAUACUAUGGGCAUACAAGACACAAGUAAGGACACCCACAGGAAAAACACCAUUCCAACUAACAUACUGGAGUGAAGCAGUCAUACUAGCCAAGGUUGGACUCACAAGCUACAGGGUGCAUAACCACGACGAGAACAAGAACGACAAGGCCAUGCGUCUACAACUUGACCUAGUAGAUGAAGUCAGGGUGGCAGCAGAACAAAGGCUAGCACGAUACCAGGACCGCAUGGCUAAGCACUACAACUCCCGGGUCCGACACAGAGACUUCCAGGUUGGAGAUCUUGUUCUAAGGAAAGUCAUAGGUGUUGCAAGAGACCCCACCCAUGGGAAGCUCGGCCCGAAUUGGGAAGGACCUUAUCGGAUCACGUCAUGGCAGAGGAAAGGCGCUUACCACAUGGAGACGUUAGACGGAUGGAAGCUACCACAUCCGUGGAACACUGAGCACUUACAGAAGUACUACUAA